Cuscuta campestris is the source of this 2277-nucleotide messenger RNA. NCBI's taxonomy places the organism in Eukaryota, Viridiplantae, Streptophyta, Magnoliopsida, Solanales, Convolvulaceae. The record is from the annotation of a GenBank genome assembly.
CUUUUUUUUUUUCAAUUUUAAAAAAAAAGAAUCUUUAUUUUAAAUAGAUAAAUGAAAUCUUAAAUAGUGGUGGCUCGUUGGACGAGGUUGUUGGGUAGAACUAGAUUUUGCCCUUGUCUUUAUUAUUCCCUUCUUCUUCUUCUUGGGUUAGUCCCUUGUUUGGUUCUGCUUGCACCAGAAAUAAGCAACUUCUUGGGUUGGGAGGUAAAAUUGCAGGGUAUUUCUUGAGUGUACAGUGGGGUGGGUGAAAAUGAAGUUUAUGAAGCUGGGGUCGAAGCCUGAUGCAUUCCAAUCUGAUGGCAACUUCAUCAGAUACGUGGCAUCCGAGUUGGCACCCGAUGUUAUCGUCAUUGUGGGAGAAGUAAAAUUCUAUCUUCACAAGUUCCCUCUCUUGUCCAAGUCCAACAGAUUGCAGACUCUCAUUUCGAACGAGUCCGACCUAAGCUGCGACACCAUUCAGCUGGACGAUUUCCCCGGGGGACCGAAGGCCUUUGAGAUAUGCGCGAAAUUCUGCUACGGGAUGACCGUCACGCUCAAUCCCUACAUUGUCGCCGGGGCCCGGUGCGCGGCGGAGUAUCUCGAGAUGACGGAGGAUGUCGAGAGGGGAAACCUUGUUUUCAAGAUCGAGGUUUUCCUCAACUCGAGCAUCCUCCGGAGCUGGAAGGACUCCAUCAUAGUCCUCCAAACCACAAAGUCCCUCCUCCCGUGGUCCGAGGACCUCCGGCUCGUGGCGCGGUGCGUGGAUUCCGUCGCGUCGAAGAUCUCGGUGGACCCCGCGAAUGUCUCGUGGUCCUACACAUGCAACCGAAGACUUCUCAAGAGCUCGAGCGUUGUAAGUGCUUCCGAGAUCAAGACGGGGUCGGUUCCGACGGACUGGUGGGUGGAGGACAUUUGCGAGCUUGAAAUGGAUCUCUACAAACGGGUCGUAACCGCCGUGAGAUCAAAGGGGAAGACGAAGGAGGGGGUGAUUGGGGAGGCGCUCCGAGCUUACACCGCGAGAUGGGUCCCAGAAUCUGCCCAUUCCUCGUCGGAGUUCUCCGAAUCUCGCAAGAAUCUAAUCGAAACAAUCGCGUCGUUACUACCCCCGUCUGGAGUCGGUUGCUCGUGCAACUUUCUUCUGAGGUUGUUGAAGUUUGCCAUUCUCGUCGACGCGGAGGAUUCGACGUAUGAGGUUCUAUUAGAGAGUAUAAGCACGAAGAUCGACGAGGCUUCCGUCGACGAACUGUUGAUCCCGGCUAGGGUUCCGCAAGCGGCCAUCUACGACGUGGAAUUGGUGAAGGAUCUCGUGCGUCGGUUCGUGUCGGGAGGGAGCGAGAAAGGGCGGGGAGUGUCGUGGGUGAAUUUGGGGAAGCUCGUGGAUGGAUAUCUGAAGGAGGUGGCUCGUGAUCCCGGGUUGAACCUGGACGGUUUCGUUGAAUUGAUUCGUUGCGUUCCUGAAUCUGCUAGGCCAAUUCACGACGGCCUCUAUGAUGCCAUUGAUAUAUAUCUCCAGGAGCAUCCGGGCAUGACCAAAGCAGACAAGAAGAAGCUGUGUGGGCAAAUGGAUGUCCGGAAGUUAACCACGGAUGCGUCGAUGCACGCAGCUCAGAACGAGCGGCUGCCGCUGCGGACGGUGGUUCAGGUACUGUAUUUCGAGCAGAGCAGGGCGGCAGCCGGAGUUCAACUCCAACAACAGCCGCCUCUAACCAACAGCAGCAGCUGCUGCUCUGACGAUUCGGGCGGCGGCUGUGGCGGCAGGGCGGCGGUCACUCACCACCAUCAUCAGCAACAGCAGCUCGUAGUCUGGGAGAAAGAGCCGGUACCCGACACCCGCAAGUUCGAAACGGACUGGACGGGCGUGGUCUCGGACAAGUACCCGCAGGCGGCAGCCGCCGCCCAGCUGUCAAAAAACGCGAGCUGCAAGAACAGAGGAGCGGCGGCGGCUCAGUUGCUGCCGUCGCGGUCGAGGAGAAUCUUUGACAAGAUAUGGGCGGUCCGGAAGGGGGUCGGAAGCGGGGAGAACAGGAGCUCGGAGACGUCGGGCAGCUCGCAGAGCCCGAAUUCGUUGCUUCAAGGCGGGGAAACUAACCAGUCCUCUGGUUCGUCUUCAAGAAACAGAAGGCACUCCAUUUCUUAGUCUCUCUGCUAAAAUCUUUGUGUAAAAAAGAAAAAAAGAGAGAUUCUUGGAUUCUAUCUAGUAAAUUAGUUAAAAUCCGGUGUAUUAGUAAAAAAAAAUGUGACUCAAAAGUCAAAGUUAUUUUGUUGUUUUUUGCCCAUUCUGUCCCUCUCUGUCCCUUU